Messenger RNA from Cottoperca gobio, 2742 nucleotides. It is a transcript of the gene slc5a1, whose product is annotated as solute carrier family 5 member 1. Gene Ontology annotation, cellular component: plasma membrane. The record is from RefSeq and is a predicted model, not a curated record. Bases 115 to 1707 code for a protein of 530 amino acids. Gene Ontology annotation, molecular function: D-glucose:sodium symporter activity. NCBI's taxonomy places the organism in Eukaryota, Metazoa, Chordata, Actinopteri, Perciformes, Bovichtidae. The transcript is spliced from 13 exons. Gene Ontology annotation, biological process: transmembrane transport; sodium ion transport.
ACUGCUUCAGCUGGGGGAAUCGCCAUUGGUGGUUUUGAAUGGAAUGCUCUUAUAGUGGUCGUCAUUCUGGGAUGGCUCUUUGUGCCCAUCUACAUUAAAGCUGGGGUGAUCACCAUGCCUGAGUACCUGAAGAAGAGGUUUGGAGGACAGCGCAUUCGCAUCUACCUCUCUGUGCUGUCCCUCUUCCUGUAUGUUUUCACUAAGAUCUCAGCAGACAUGUUCUCUGGCGCCAUUUUUAUCAACCAGGCUCUUGGGCUGAAUAUCUACCUUGCUGUUGUCAUGCUACUAUUGAUCACUGCGCUGUACACUGUCACAGGUGGAUUGGCUGCAGUGAUCUACACGGACACCCUACAGACCAUCAUCAUGGUUGUUGGAUCAUUCAUCCUUAUGGGCUUUGCUCUCAAUAAGGUGGGAGGUUAUGAAAGCUUCCAGCUGCGCUACAUGGAGGCGGUCCCUUCUGUAACGACGAACAUCAGUGCGAGCUGCUACGAGCCUCGGGCCGACUCCUUCCAUAUUUUCAGGAACGCGAUUACAGGAGACUUGCCAUGGCCUGGCCUUGUGUUUGGACUCACCAUUCAAGCCACCUGGUACUGGUGCACUGAUCAGGUGAUUGUCCAGCGCUGCCUCUCAGCAAAGAAUUUAUCUCACGUUAAAGCAGGCUGUAUCUUGUGUGGUUACCUGAAGCUGCUGCCCAUGUUCCUCAUGGUUUUCCCCGGGAUGAUCAGCAGGAUACUCUAUACUAAUGAGGUGGCAUGUGUGGAUCCAACUGAAUGUGAAAAAUACUGUGGCGCCAGCGUGGGCUGCACCAACAUAGCUUAUCCCAAACUGGUGGUGGAUCUCAUGCCCAAUGGUCUGCGAGGUCUCAUGCUGUCGGUGAUGCUGGCCUCCCUGAUGAGCUCACUUACCUCCAUCUUCAACAGUGCCAGUACUCUCUUCACAAUGGACAUCUACACUAAGAUUCGGCGCACAUCCAGUGAAAGGGAACUCAUGAUUGCUGGCAGAGUGUUUAUCUUGGCCCUGAUUGGUGUGAGCAUAGCAUGGAUCCCUGUGGUGCAGUCAGCCCAGAGUGGUCAGCUCUUUGACUACAUCCAAUCCAUCACCAGCUACCUCACACCACCUGUUGCAGCUGUCUUCAUGCUCGCCAUCUUCUGCAAACGUGUCAACGAGUCUGGUGCAUUUUAUGGCCUCAUAAUUGGUCUGUUUAUCGGCCUAUCCAGAAUGAUUACUGAGUUCGCUUAUGGGACAGGCAGCUGUGUUAACCCCAGUAACUGUCCCACCAUCAUAUGUGGAGUCCACUACCUCUACUUCUCCAUCAUCCUGUUUGUUGUCUCCUGUGUCAUCAUCCUGGGAAUCUCUCUCGUGACCAAACCCAUCGAGGACAAGCAUUUGUAUCGACUGUGCUGGAGUCUGAGGAACUGUACAGAGGACAGGGUGGACCUUGAACAGGAUGAUUGGAUUGGUACCCAAGAGUCCAACACUAUGGACAUAGAUGAGCCCGCGGAGGAACCCGGCUGCUGCAAGAAGGCAGUGAUGGGCUUCUGCGGCCUGGAACAGCAAAAUGCCCCCGCGUUGAGUGCAGAGGAGCAGGCGGAGCUGCAGAAGAAGCUCACAGACACAUCAGAGAAGCCUCUAUGGAGGAACAUUGUCAACGCCAACGCCAUCAUCCUCCUGUGUGUGGCUGUUUUCUUUCAUGGUUUUUACGGUUAAAGAAACUCAACUGAAGUCAAAUGCACUCAGAUAAAUUAUAUUUAAGUGACAGGAUUUUAUAUGAAUGUAAUUUAUUAACACAACUGUUUCCCCUAUGUAAAUUACCUCAUUGAUGAAGCUGCAGGGUGACUGACACGUAAAAAGUCCACUCACGCUGCACACAGAAUUUGAAAUGUAUUGUUUAUUUUGUGAUGACAGCCCUGAUAAAAUAAUUAAACUUUUCUCAUGGACUUUCCAGUUUACAUGGGACGAGAGAGGGGAUUGACUCUAAUGAAAAUGCCACUUGCACUUGUAACAUAAAAUAGAAAUAGAAAUAGACUUCCCAGUAAUUUCUACCUCAUUCUACAUAAGCCUUUUUUUCUCAGACGUGCUGUCACUUCCUAAUGCAUCUUACUGUCUUAGGUGUUAAUGAAUAAAAAACAUCUCAGGGAGGAAGGGUUGUGAAUAACACAGUUUGAGUCUCUUUGCUUCCCUCUCCUGGUUCAUUGUUGUUCUUGCUGAAAGUUUAAGACUGGUUUGGUCUUUAUUUGAUUUCACAUUCAAUUUCUGGUCAAAUUUGCUCUUACUCUUUUAUAUACUCUGAAAACCACACACAAUCCCUUUUUAAUGUCCUGUAAGUCAUUCCCAUUAUGACUCACUAAUCUCGCUCUUAUCGCUAACUCUGUGGUUAAUGUGCACAAAUGCAGGCCUUGACUAUGUGCACUGCUGUUGAAUGAUUUAUGAUUUCUGCCUUGGACUUAUCUCUUUUAUCUCUGCCUAAUUCUCCAGAAGCUGAAAAUGACUUUAUAUCUGUUUUAAUUGUGCGUCUCACAGUAAUUAUGUUGGCCUAGGUGGUGACUACGUGCAACAAACCACUCUUCUGGCAAUCUUCUGGCUCUCAACAAUCAGAGGAGAAUUAUUUUUGUUUUAGUGUGAGAAUCCAAAAGCCAUCUGUCGGCCAUCGUUACACAGUGAUGAGUAAUGAAGAGACUAUACAUGUUUUGAAUUCUUUGAAAAUUGCAAACAGGUGAUUCUGAUAGAUAUCAAAAGAAGAGA